AUGCUCAACAAUCGACUUGAACGUUCUAUCCACCUGGUUAUGAUGACAUCCCUCGCUAUUGUAUCUAUCGCGCUUACUAGCACCAUACUCAAGGCAACAUCCUCAAGGGAGAACCCCCAGUAUUUGCUCUCGAAAACACGCACUCUAGGGUGGAAUAAACCUUCAACUAGAAUUAGGCUUGAAGUCAGGCUUUUAGCUUUUACAGGCUAUGACUUUCCUGAGUCCCUGGUGCCUGACGUGGGCAAAGUGAGACUUGUGGUGGAGGAAAGUGUACGAUUUGCGCUAGACCACCCAGAGUCGAAGACCGAAUGGCUUUCCACCUCUCCCCCGGGAACUGGACAUGUAGCGCUGGAUCUCACACUAGAGGCAGGAGAUUUUACCACAGGAGACUUCGAACAACACCGCAUUGGUGCCACACACGUCUGCAGAGACUGGGGUGAGAUAUAUGACAAUGUCGCUGUCAAUUGGAAAGACAGUCAACUUGCUGCCAUUCGCAAUUCUACUGCACGACUGACUCUCUUCUGGAUAACUUGUUUUGAGCUGGACAAUUUGUUCAGCCUGGUCAAAACUAAUUUUGAAGCCUCAGAAUCUAACAAUCAUCGCUCUAUGCCAUGA
Suillus clintonianus is the source of this 615-nucleotide messenger RNA. RefSeq lists its product as uncharacterized. The record is from RefSeq and is a predicted model, not a curated record. Lineage: Eukaryota; Fungi; Basidiomycota; Agaricomycetes; Boletales; Suillaceae. The transcript has 5 exons. The coding region runs from base 1 to 615 and encodes 204 amino acids.